CAGGUCGGAAGCGUUUAAAUGCGACAACUCAGGAACCCUGUUAGCUCGCCAGCUAACGCUACAGGGUCUUGUAGCGCUUUUAAGGCUCCACACAGUGAAGCUCUUUAAUUCAUCAGCAGGUUUUAUCUGCUCACUCUGAAGUCAUGAAGCCAGCAGUUGAUGAGAUGUUUCCCGAAGGAGCCGGGCCGUAUGUGGAUCUGGAUGAGGCAGGGGGAAGCACUGGACUGUUGAUGGACUUGGCUGCGAAUGAGAAAGCAGUGCACUCCGACUUCUUCAACGAUUUUGAAGAUCUCUUUGAUGACGACGACAUUCAGUGAUGACCGACGGGAUGAAGGAUGAAGUCUUUGAUCGUGUAAAAUAGUUCUCGAUUGUAAAUGGGAUGUUUCGCUGUUACUGUCUGGUUUAUUGUUUCCGCUCAGGUUUUUGCUUGUCAAUAAAACGUUUGUGAAGAAAAAAAAAAAGCCCUUCGGAUGGCCAGAUGUCUCUGAAUGUUAAAGAUCCCAGACAUUCCAGGACACAAGGUGGAAUUAUCCCGAUCCCUUUUUUGUCAUGUUGAAAUCUGUUUCCAGCCUAGAUUGCAGGUUUUUGCAAAUUCCUGAACACCUGUAAGUGUGUAUAAUUACAUGUUCGAUCCAGUGUUAACAUAAAGACACAGAUGUUCCUUG
Molecule: messenger RNA, 665 nt
Organism: Colossoma macropomum (tambaqui)
Lineage: Eukaryota; Metazoa; Chordata; Actinopteri; Characiformes; Serrasalmidae
Gene: cops9
Product: COP9 signalosome subunit 9
Exons: 3
Coding region: 144-317 (57 amino acids)
Biological process (GO): negative regulation of protein neddylation
Source: RefSeq, a predicted model, not a curated record